CGCGCCAUGGUGAAUGUUCGAAAGGACCACCAUUCACGUUUCUCAUCCUCCGUUAGUAUUUCUCGUUUGGUUUCGAACGGCGCUUUGUCUCUGAUGGAUUCUGCUACCCUUGCUUGAUUUUGCUUCCUUUUUUCCCUUCCUUCUCCCCGCCAGCAACAACUCUCAAAUCCGCGCCUCUACCCGUUGCCAAUAGUCAUGGACGGCGAAUCCUACAACAUGGAUGUUGAUGAUCUCUUUGGAGACUCAGAGCACGUCACAAACCUGACAAUACCUGCCCCGCCUGUCAAAGGCCUUGCUCGACGGCUUGAUGAGCUGAGUUCAAGCGGAUGCUGCCAGAAGAUAGCCUGGUCGAAGAAUGGCUGUGUGGCGUACAUUGCGCCAGACGGCUAUGGCGUAAAUCUAAGAGUUUUUGCACGAGAUCCCUCUACUGGAAAAUGGGAUCUCGGCAAAGAUACGCCUUUGGAGAUGCCGCACACUCAGGAAGAUUUUCAGUUCGUCCACCUGUCCUGGAGCCACCUUGGCAACGACCUGGUUGUGAUGAAUGCCGCUGGUCACGUGAUGAUCUUCUCAAUGGCUAUGGCAAUAGAUCGCAUGGCGUAUAUGCGGGCCGAGGUAUCUCAAUCCGAGGCAGAGAUAGAUGGUGUAGUGGGCAUGCAUUGGCUUGCGAUCCUGCCAUAUGAGCAGAAGAAUCACAUCGCCUGGUCAGCAAGUGGGAAAGGAGAUACCUGGAAUUUCAGAGUGUCCACGCAUGUGUUCAAAGAUGCCCAUCAUCCAGCAGAGGGCAAGGCUUCCUUGAUUUAUCUGAAGCGUCAUGGUGAACUCAAGCUACGGUUCCAGCAACACGACAACAGCUGGCAUGAAGUGUCGGCUAUACUGGGCCCCAUGUUGUCGACCCGCGAACCCUUUACGCAUGCUGCAUUUGCUUCAAACAAUGACAACACCCUGCUUCUAGCCGCACAUGAUGUCAGCGGUCGACUAUAUAUGUAUCGAAUCGAAGCAAAGUGGAAUAUUCCAGUCCCAAGACCUGGGCAUGCGCCGAAGCCGUUCGAGAAGCCGGAUCUUCAAGUCCUCGAAAUCGCCGUUAAGGAUAACUGCUAUCCAAAAAGCUCUGCUAUGGUUAACGGAGACCUGAAUAGUGGAUCCGAAUCAAAGAUUAGGAUUCCGGCGCAGCUUACACACCUCAGCUUCCUCCCCGUUACUCCGGAGAAAAACGACGGUACUCUGCCAACUAUUCUAGCCAUUUUCUCAACACCUCCAAACGUUGUUUCCAUCGACCAAAAUCAACCGCAGCAGAGCCCAUUUAGCAUUAUCGUCAAAUGGGAAGUCCACCAAACGCAGCAAAAUCAACUGCAUUCUAGUCUGGAUAAAGUCACGUCAAAGAAGAAGAUCGUUAGCUCAGUCUCACCCCGGGACGUGUUCCUGCUUAAACGACAACCUGACAUUGUGAUGCACUCAGUAGUCCUAUCUUUCUUCUCAUUAUGGUACCACAUGGUUCUGUCCUUCUGUUACAGCGAUGGAACCAUAGAAUUCAGAAAGCGAUCUACGUUGGAGACUAUCGGUCCGGACUACAAUGCCCAAACAGUAACGUCUCUAUCUCAGGCUGGAUUCUCAUUUUCAACACUGGAGCCCUUGCUCCAAGUCGCAUUGUCGCCGAAUCAUUGCAUGGCCGUCUGUAUGCAACAGGACGGAACAAUCAAAUUAAGAUAUAUGGAGUAUGGGUACGGCUCGCUCGCCUCAGACGAGGAAGAUGCGAGACACUCUGCAGCUCUAGCCGCCUUAGUUCUCCAGUCCUCAACCGCUGCAAACCAAUAUUUCUCUAGUGACGACAUCUUCGCGGUAGUCGGCGAGCUUUCCGAAAAGCGCAAACGAGACUUCAUAUAUCUCAUGUUCCAAGGUUUGAAUGUCAACAUCGACUGCGGCAUUGAUGACAACAGCAACAAUCACCUCAUGCUCCUCGGCCGGUCACCAACCUUCGUAAAGACGCUCAGCGCCGCGCACCUCCUCGGUCUCCAAGGCAGCGUCAACAGAAGCGUAUCCAGUAAAAUCGCAUGGACAAUCCUCAACAUCAAAUACAUAACGCAAAUUCUCACCACCAUCGCGCGCAUGCACGGACAAAUAGAAAAGAGCCCUCUCCGACCCGAAGUUGUGCCUCAGCUCAUCGGCAUCUGUCGCUGGAUCGUAAACUUCAUGGUCUACAUGAUCGACGAGCUAAUGGCACUGGGCUACAAGCUGAAAGACCUACCACAAAACUCCUUCGACCGACCGACGCUCGAGUCUAGAAUCCAAGAGACAAAUCACUCCGCCAUCCUCAUCCUCCUUUCAUCUUUCCCAAGGAUGAUGAUGAAGCUCUGGGCUAACCCGCUCGUCUGGGUCGCGCGAACAGCGCAACACUACGUUGAUAAAUGGCCGUCACCAGAAGUCCGUCGUAUAUACGCACCUCUGCAUCAAGCCUUCUCCGACGUACCCUUCACUUUCACGAACUUCGACGUCCUCGUUUCAGAGGCCCACAUGCUGGUCCGCAAUUCCUACAAACGUGCCGGCAUGACCGAAGCUCAGCGCAACGAAGUCGAGCGCGAACUCAUCCUCGGUCGUGUCCCUGAAGUGCUGGUCCCCGCGGCCAGGCGUCUGCUAGGUGACACGCUGUUUAAGGAGGAUCAAGAAGGCGGCGCGUUUUUAGAUCGAAAGGGCAUGGAUCCUGCGAAGAUUAUUUUCUUCGAUACUACAUGGUUGGGGCUGCAUGCGACGGACCAUUCUAAAGAGUGGUUUGAAACGCAUAUUGUGGAUGUGUGCCAGAAGAUGGUGAUACGGGGCACAGGUGCGCAGAGUCAUCCGGCGUCUAUGAUGAUGAGGUCGUCGAGGGAUCGGAGUGAUAGCGGGGCUGCUACUGGGUUUGCGAACGAUGACAAGAAGGAGAAGAGGAAGCCGCAGCUGAGGAAAUGUGUGAGGUGUGGCGCCUAUAUGGAGGAUGUUACGCAGGGUAUGCCGGGGUAUGCACAUCAUCAUAUUAGUUGGUUGAUGGGUGUGGCGAAGCAUUGCGUUUGCGGCAAUUCGUGGAUGUUGACCGAGGAAAAGAGGAGAGCGAAAUAGGAAAGAGCAAGAGGAAGGCGCCGCUUAGGGAGGUGGUUAAUAUUGAACACCUUUUUCGGACACUUUUGGCACGGAGAGAACUGGAAAAGGGUGGCUUGAGCGUUGUGG
Molecule: messenger RNA, 3195 nt
Organism: Lindgomyces ingoldianus
Lineage: Eukaryota; Fungi; Ascomycota; Dothideomycetes; Pleosporales; Lindgomycetaceae
Exons: 4
Coding region: 196-3087 (963 amino acids)
Biological process (GO): positive regulation of DNA-templated transcription
Cellular component (GO): mediator complex
Source: RefSeq, a predicted model, not a curated record